This is a messenger RNA of Gigantopelta aegis, 7977 nucleotides long. Its product is annotated as lysine-specific demethylase 4A-like. The coding region runs from base 109 to 5505 and encodes 1798 amino acids. NCBI's taxonomy places the organism in Eukaryota, Metazoa, Mollusca, Gastropoda, Neomphalida, Peltospiridae. The record is from RefSeq and is a predicted model, not a curated record. Gene Ontology annotation, cellular component: nucleus. The transcript has 18 exons. Gene Ontology annotation, molecular function: histone H3K9 demethylase activity; histone H3K36 demethylase activity. Gene Ontology annotation, biological process: chromatin remodeling.
CGCAUUAAUAUAACGAGUGCUUGGCCCAAAACACUACGUGCUAAUUUAUACGUACACGGAAACUGAGUUUGUUCUUCACGGUGACGGUACUAUACACUGGAUGGGAAAAUGGAGUCUUCGAGUGGAGGACAAGGUGUUCCUAAAAUCAUGGUCUUUCGACCAACGAUGGAUGAAUUCAAAAACUUUUCAAAAUAUAUUGAAUACAUAGAAUCACAGGGUGCACACAAGGCUGGUUUAGCCAAGAUUAUACCACCCCGAGAAUGGGUUCCAAGGAAAAGGGGCUAUGAUGAUAUUGACAUUGUAAUACCUGCUCCAAUCAGUCAAAUGGUAACUGGAUGCCAGGGUCUGUACACACAGUACAAUAUUCAGAAGAAGUCGCUGCAUGUAAAAGAAUUUGAAAAAAUGGCAAAUAGUGACAGAUAUAAAACUCCAAGCCAUUUUGACUAUGAUGAACUUGAGCGGAAGUACUGGAAAAAUGUAUCGUUUGGCUCCCCUAUAUAUGGUGCUGAUGUUUCUGGCUCCCUGUAUGAUGAAGAACAGAAUAUAUGGAACAUUAACAGACUUGGAACAAUACUGGACUAUGUUGAAGGAGAUUAUGGCAUUCACAUUGAGGGAGUCAACACUGCAUACUUGUAUUUUGGUAUGUGGAAGACAACAUUUGCAUGGCACACGGAAGAUAUGGAUCUGUACAGUAUAAAUUAUGUUCAUUUUGGAGCCCCUAAGUCAUGGUAUGCUAUACCACCAGAACAUGGCCGUCGACUUGAGAGACUUGCUCAAGGUUUUUUCCCUGGGAGUUUUCAAGCAUGUCCAGCAUUUUUGCGUCACAAGAUGACCUUGAUUUCACCACAUAUUCUAAAACGAUACUCUAUUCCAUAUCAAAAGAUUACUCAAGAGGCUGGUGAAUUCAUGAUCACAUUUCCAUAUGGCUAUCAUUCUGGCUAUAAUCAUGGUUUCAACUGUGCUGAAUCAACUAACUUUGCAACUGAAAGGUGGAUAGAGUAUGGAAAAAGGUGUCUGCAGUGUGUAUGUAGCAAAGAUGGGGUGAAAAUCAGUAUGGAUUGCUUUGUGAAACGCUUUCAGCCGGAGUUGUAUGAACUGUGGAAGGCCGGAAAAGAUAUCGCUGUUCACCCCGAAGAGGACCAUAGCAAGAAAGGUGUUUUGAGCCAGCCUAUAGAUGCUGUGAAGAAAAUAGAAGCAAACAGCUCAGGAAGGGUGUCCACCAAACGUCAUCCAAUAUCUAGUCUGUCUGAUAUUGAACAGUCGCGCAAGAGGGGGAAAGGAGCAUCAAUAUUUAAAGAUGCUGAAACUUCUAGUAUUUUGCCAGAAGAGGAGUCGGAAGUUCAAGAGACAGACAAGAAAAUCAAGGUAAAAAAAGAAAAAAGAGAGCUUACUGAAGAAGAAAAAGAAAUGCGUAAGCAACGUCGUAAAAAGAAAGAGGAGGACAAGAAAAGAAACUUGGAAAAUGCAUCCAAGUUGGAUUCCAAGUUUGAUGAAAAGAUGUCACCAACAGACAGUCCCAAAUUGUCCCCUAAUAAUAAAUAUCCAAAACGACCAUCUGAAAGUGAAGAGGCACUUUUGGCCAAGAGAAAAAUUGAAUUCUACCUUAAAGAUUCAAAGUGUGAUGACAAAGAAUCCAAAGUCACUGAACCAAAGACAAAUACAUCAUUUCAAGCUGCUUUUGAAAAGCUCAUUUCCCAAUCUGUAAGAAAAGAGGAAAUUACUACAAAUAAAACUGCAAACAGUCAGUUUGAUGAUUCUUCCGAGAUUGGACAGCUUACUGAGGAAGAACCACCAGAGAAGAAACAGAAGACUGAAAUAACUGAAAUGAAAGUCAUUCCUCUUGAUAAAGUCAAACUAACAUCUACCAAGUCAACAAUAAUGAUAAAUAGUUGUGGUGUUACACUUGCAAAUUCAGGUGUCAUGUCUGGGCAUUCUCAAGUGAAAGGAAGUCAAAAACAUGUUCAUGAGAAACAAAUCUUAGCAUACCAUUUUCAAAACCAAGGGGCAGCACAAAAUAACAAAUGUAGCCUACUGAAUGCAAACACUUCAAAUUUGUCAAGGCCUGAACUGAUGCAGAUGUUAAACUCACAGCAGAAAAAAGCAACUGUUGGCUCUAAUCAGAAUUCCCAAUUUUUAACAUAUGAUGAGCGGUUUGGAAUUGAACAGAAUACAAGCAAGGUAGCUGGAUUUAAUGGUGAAAAUCAAACAUCUGCAUCUGGGAUUUUGAAACCAAUAGCUGCAAUCUAUCAGAAAUCAAGGGAAAAGCGUUUACUGGCACAAGAUCACAUUCAUGCUUCGAAAGUUAUUCCCUUAGCUCACAUUUCACAGAUUGUUGGUGACAGAGGUGCUUCAAAUAACAACAAUAUUUUGGAAUCUAAUAAUUUUUCAUCAAAAGGGAAUACAUUUUCAACCAAUUCCAGUUCAAUGGUAUCAACAGGUUCUUUGUAUGGUGUUUCUAGUACUACUGCUUCCAUAGUACGUGCUGUUUCAAGCAUUUUGCAGAGACAUCCCAUGACAAAUCUUCCUUGCAAGACAUCAUAUCAGAAUAGGUCAGUGCAGCAACCACGACAAUCAAAACAAAACCCAACUCAAAUGGACUUGCUGGAAAAAGCCAAGUGUAUCCAGUCGAAUACUAGUAUGGAAGGAAUGCUGAUUAAAGAACACUCAUAUCCUCUGAUGCAGGCUUUGGUGAAUGCUGCCAACAGCCAAGCAAUACAAAGUUCCAGUAGACAAGGGCAAACAGUAGGAUGUGUGAAAAGUACUUCAGUUCCUGCAGGCCAUUCAUCGUCAGUAUCGAUACCCUGCCCCCUGUUGCAUGCAGCGGUAUCUGCAAAUUUGUUGCAAGUUAAUAAACCAUCUGUAACAUCUGCACAAAAUCUUAAGUUACCUAGUACAGGUUGCCAGAUGGAUAAUCAUGUAUCUAUGCAGUCUUGUGUAAAAAAUGGGCAAUAUGGAUCAGAAGUACAUACUACAUUGCAGAGUCCUAACACUGUUGGCACGCCGGUUCAAACCAAUAAACCUCCAACAUUACUUAUUCCUUCCAAAAUAAACGGUCAAAGAACAGUUAAUAUAUCCAAUGUCAUGACAUCUGUGCAGUCCCAGUUCAUUAUCCAAAGUGGGACACAAUUCAGCCCGUACAACAUUCAGCCUGCCUGGCAAGAUCAAAACGUUGUGUGUGCUCCAGUCUCUGUUAACAAAGUAAACAAUAAUGCAACAAUUAAGCAUCUCACUAGUCCUGUCAGAAUGGUCCUCCCAGGUAAUGCAACUGUGUUGACUAGAGCUGGUUGUCCAUCACAAGUUUUACCUGUUCGUGUGGGUUUCAACUCUAACCUGACUUUGAAAUGUCCAACCAGGACAGCAGAAAAGCAUGUUCAUCUUUUAAGCAGACAGGAUGCCAAUAAUGCCCCAGAAUCCUUUCUAGCUUGUGCAGAUCCAGUUCUACCAAAUGAAGACAAUGUGUCCUCACUAGUGACAUCUUUGAUGAUUGAACAAAGCACAGUUUUACAGUCGAAGUCCAAUAAUAGUGUGGGGCCUAACACGUUGUUGCUGCCUACUUCUGUUAGAUCACAACUUGUACCUCAGCCAGACACCCAGGUAUCUUAUACAAGUCCUUCAAGUAACAUUGUAACUUUACAGCAACCCCAAACAUGCACUUUUUCAAGUGGCGGCAGCCAUUCAGACCAUACCUUUUCACCAUCCAGUACCAUCUACAGUGCUGGGAGUACAUCAUCUCAAAAUCCAGUGAAUAGCUCCUGCAAAUUGGUGAGUCCGAUUUCUACUGGUUUGUCAGCAAAUUACACAAAUAUACUGACCAUUAAUGGAUGCCAUGACCAUAUGUAUGUGUGUCAAUCGAAAAAUGGUGCUAAUGCUGGUAACUUGUUACUGGACAGAGCCAGAUCUGGUGGUGAUGACUUUCAUGUUGGUAACCUGAUGGACAGUCGGGGUGGUGGUAUUGUGCAAUCACCAAUUUCAGGUAACAAGGAUACUAUUUCCCUUACUACUGCUAAGGAAGAAUCAUCAUCAUCAUCAUUAUCAUCAACGUCGUCGUCGUCUUCAUCAUCAUCAUCAACAUCAUCAUCGGAAAACAUAUUGCAAACUCUUGCUCAUGAUAAUAAACUGAAAUCCAAAAAAGACACUGUGUAUCAACAAAAGAAAAACUGUUCUUCCAAGGACCUGACAGAUGAUGUGAAAGAAUCACAUGCAGAGGUAAUUGUCAAGUCCAAAGUGUUUGUGCAUCCUGAACCGUGGGCCAAGCAUCUGACACCCAUGUGGCAGGAGCAGCCACAUAACUUUGACACAGAAGUCAAUUUCAACGAGUUUAUGUCUCAUCAACCACCACAUUGCGCCAUUUGUAGUCUUUUUAAACCAAAUGAGGAAAUGGGAGAUAUUGACUUCAGAAAGCCAUGCUCUUCCUUUCAAAAUUCGGUACCAGAACGGUCAUUACCCAUGAUUCCAGAAAUUUGUUUUGCUGCAAGUAGUGUGAACCCAAGUCCAUUUGUAGACUCACCUGUUCUUGAUGCCAGCGGUUGUAGUCCACUUUUAGUCUGUGCUAAAUGCAAAGUCUGUGUUCAUGCCAGUUGCUAUGGUGUAUUUGAUGUUGCUGAGGAUAAAGAGUGGAAAUGUACUCGAUGCGCUAAUCAUAUUACGCAAGCUGAUUGUGCGUUGUGCUUUUUACGUGGUGGAGCCUUAAAGCCUACAACAGAUGGCCGCUGGGUACAUAUCAUUUGUGCUCUGGCUAUAACAGAAGUUCACUUUCAGGAUGUGAAAAACAGAGAACCUGUCAACAUUGGCAGAAUGACAGAGGCUAGAUUAAAAUUAAGAUGCAUUCAUUGCUUCUCCCUCACUAAGACGUGGAGUGCUGAUGCAGCGUGUACCCAGUGUUCACUUGGCAGAUGUACUCAGGCAUUCCACGUAACAUGUGCCCAUGCUGCAGGCGUGCUGUUCGAGACCAGUGACUGGCCCUAUCCUGUAUAUAUUACAUGUCAAAAACACAUGGCAGCUUUAAAGGAAAAGACUAAACCAAGACAUGUAGUGGACAUCCACGAACAUGACCAUGUCCUGGCCAAACACAAAAAUGGAAGAUAUUAUCAGGCAGAAGUCACUGCAAUUGAUCGAAAGACAUACUAUGAAGUCGAUUUUGACGAUGGAUCCUUCAGUGAUAACCUCUUUCCAGAAGAUAUUGUAAGUCACGACUGUUUGCAGAAUGGUCCACCAGAAGAAAAUGAACGUGUACAGAUUAAAUGGACUGAUGAUGAAGUGUAUGGAGCAAUAUUUCAAAGAGUCAAUAAUCAAGAUAUUUUCUCAGUUGAAUUUGAAGAUGGCUUCCAGAAAACAUUUAAACGGGAUGACUUGUGGGCUGAGGGAGAGGAGUUGCCAAAACACAUACAAUCCAAGCUGUCGAAGGCAACUGAACGAAAGUAUGACAACUUCUAUUCACAGAAUGCAGUUCUUUGUGAUAAAAGACGCCCAAAGCAAAAAGUGUCUUACUUGGCAAUGCUAGGAUAAGGAGGAAUCUGUUAAAGAUGAUACACCGACUAGUGACUUUCCUGGUUUAAUUUUUUUCCAAAAGACUAAAAGAUCAGUGUGUUCAUUACUGAAAGACAUUCAGAAGACUUGUAGAUGCAUUUCACAAAAGAGUUUUGUGAAAUUUGUUUCUGUUGUGUGCCUGUUUUGGUGAAUUUAGUUUUGUAUUGUUAGUUCACAUUUCUGCAUUACAUUCAGUUGUUCGUUCAUUCAUUUUUGUAAAUAGUCAUCGAUUGUUAUUUUCCAUUCUGAAUAAUGUAUUCAUUGACCUUAACCUUCUGACUACUGUAGGCGAGAUAUCUCGCCCAACGUCAUGCCAGUCGACAUACUGUACACUGUAUACAGUGCAUUCUCCAAUUCAUAUUUCCCACCGUUUUGAACAUUGCACUCGCUAAAAACUGAUGUAUAAUACAGAAAAUGGAUUUCUUGUCAAAAUGCUGGCUUUUGUUUGUUGUUUUUCAAUGGAAAAUACCUUGGAAUUUCGAGUUUAAAAAGUGGUAUUCGGCAAGUAUUUUCUCUUGACAACAAUGGCGGCAUGUCGCGGUCAUUUUUAGGAAUCAAUAGUUGAUUGUGAUAGCUAAUUUGAUAAUAAAUUUGAUCAUUUUACCAACAACGAAAAUCCCCAAAUAUUGGGAUAUGAAUCGUAGUUCGUUUUUUAAAAACAAUUCUGGUCAGAAAACCACUGUUAUUGGGAAUAAUGGUCAUAAAUACUGGACAGCUGGCCACAAAUGCCCGUAAGUAAACGUAACUUUUUCAAUUUUUUGCCUGUUUUAAUCAGCAUCAACUGAUCAAAAAUUAGCAAAACCAACAGAAAUAAUACUUCACGAUUCACAUAUGAACUUUAUUUUAUGUAUUUAUAAAACAUUUAAGUUGAGUAAAAAUUAUAAACUUGUACCCACUCAACAUGGAUUUUGUCAAAAUAUUAAUCCAGUAGUCUAAAGGUUAAGAUAUUGAACUCUGUUUUUCAUGAUUUGUCAUCGAAUUUCUUUCAGAUUAUUUACUAAUUGUAUGUAUUGCAAAUUUCAGAUUAUGAAAAUGUGAGACAUUGUUAUUGUGUUAUUAACUUGUUAUCAUUUCCUGACACUACAUUUUUAUACAUAUAUAUAUUGUGUAUAUCUUUUUUAACUUAAGAAUGUUAAUAACUACUGUAUGUUUCAUUAACACAUUGUAAAUAAGCAUUCAUGAGUGAAGGAACAUGUAAGUAUAUGCUGUGCAAAUACUUUAAUGAAAAGUCAUGUGUUUAGGGUGUUGAUCAGUACUACCUUUUCCUUUCCUUUUCAAUAAUGUUAACCUGUUUGUCUCACAGAAAUGUGUAUACAGUCAUAUAUUUAUGACAUUAUGUAGCACUGUUCUAGCACCAAUUUUUUUUUUUUUUUUAAAUAUUGGUAAUUGGCACCAACAAAAUUAUUGCAUAAUCUCAACUUACAAUUUCCAAAUAUAGAAUAUAUAUCCUGAACCAAAAAAGAAACUUCCGAUGAGGUUAAAAACAAAAACAAAAUAUGUUUAUGUUUAUAUUGAAAGAGUGUUCUAUGGUAUAUUUGUUUGGAAAAGAAAUAUAGCCAUGAUUUUAUGAUAGAAGGAAGGAUAUAUUGAUAAAAUGUGGUAGAGAUUGUAAAAUAAAUUACACAUUAAUAUUGGGUGUGGCCACCUUGUGAAUUGAUGACUGCAUUGCAUCACCUCUGCAUGGAACUGACAAGUGUGUUAAUUUCUGCCUCUUGAAUAUUGUUUCAUUCCUCAAUUAAUGCUUGUCCAAGUUCAUUGAUGUUUGAUGGCGGGUUGGGUCAACACCUUACACGUCUUGUCUAGACUAUCCCAGACGACAUUAGUCAUUUGGUCUGAUCAAAUUGUGUCUGAAGAUUUCAAAUAGCUCUCAAACUCUUCUGUCAACACAUCAGCAAACAUGACAAUAGCAUGUUCACAUAAAUUUCUUUAUAUUCUAGGCAUUUCAAAAUUUUUAUAAAUUUCAAUAAAUUACCAAAUUUUGCAAGGUUGAAUAACUGAUUAAAAAAAACAUCAAUUCAAAACAUGCUUGUAUGUGCAAAUCAACUUUCAUGUUGUCGUUUUGUUCACUACACACACGUGAGUAAAAUCAAUAAAUUCCGACAUUCACAAUGACAGGAGAACAUUUGUAAUUCAUUUUCAAUGUUAACUGAUUUCUCAACAACAACAAAAAAUGUCUUGAAAAUCAGAAGUUGUUUUUUUUGCUUUGUAACUUAACUUAUAUCUAGACAGAACUACAUACCAGUUGUUUUAUUAUGUUAUGUAUUGCAAAAAUUUAUAGUGCGCUAGAAUAUUAUAAAAUAAGACCACGUAGCGGUUGAGUUGUAUAAAUCUUGCAUAUUAUAAACAAAUGCAAUAAAUGAUAUGGCAAAACAACUGCUAUGUGAUUCUAUAUUUAUUACAUGCCACCUUUCUAUAUUAUGAUUUACAAAAGUAAUAAAAUAAUGCAACUUA